Messenger RNA from Cutaneotrichosporon cavernicola, 1887 nucleotides. RefSeq lists its product as uncharacterized. Gene Ontology annotation, cellular component: nucleus; site of DNA damage. The transcript has 4 exons. The coding region runs from base 1 to 1887 and encodes 628 amino acids. Gene Ontology annotation, molecular function: ubiquitin protein ligase activity. The record is from RefSeq and is a predicted model, not a curated record. Lineage: Eukaryota; Fungi; Basidiomycota; Tremellomycetes; Trichosporonales; Trichosporonaceae. Gene Ontology annotation, biological process: protein ubiquitination; replication fork processing.
AUGCCGCUCAGACUCGAAGACGCACAGUGUUCGAUCUGCAUCGAGAAUCUCUUUGACCACCACGACGACCUGGACGAGGUCCUCCCAAUCGCCACUCCAGACUGCGGACAUGUCUUCCACGAGCGAUGCCUCUUCGCAUGGUUCACAUCACAGGCCAACGCGUACCUCGCCCAGAUGGUGGACCAGGGCGCAGCCGUGACCAUUGCUGACGCGCCCGCCGAGUGUCCCGAGUGCAGGGCGGAGUGUUUCGCCGACCCCGAGACCGGCGAGCCCGCCGUCCACCGCCUCUAUAUCAACUUUUCUCGUGAUGAGAGGUCCAUGUCUCAGGCUCAGUCGAGCCAGCAUGUUCCCAGUAGUCCGAGCAUGCGGUGGAGAAGCGCGGAUAAGAUGGUUCUGGGGCUGGCGCGGCGCGCUAGAGGCGUCGCGGCCGAGCUGGAUGCCGCAGGGCCCGAUAGUCACGAGGAUGACGUUCGCGGCGCCCUACGCCGGGCAGAAGCAUUGCGUGCGGACGCUGUAUCUUCCAAGGCUGCCGAGGGGUUCAAGAAAUAUAUGGCCGGCCUCACAGCAGCGGUCAACAAGCUCCACAACCGGCUCGAGGAACACCCGCUCAUCGGGACUCUUGAGGGUCGUGUCCGUACUCUUGAAGAUCAAUUGGCCGCUGCCCAACGCGAGCAUGCGCGGAGCACGCUUGAGCUCGAGCGCCGGAUGCAGGCCGAGCUUGAGCGCGUUAUCCUCAAGGAGCGAGGCAAGGCAGAGAGGGACGUCGCGCGGGCGACAAAGGAACGAGACACGAUGCAGCGUGAGGUCGAGAAGAGUAAGAUCGCACUGCAUCGGGGGCGCACAGCAGCAGGUGAACGCGAGGCCGACCUGCAGGCCAAACUGGCCGAAGCGCAGAGACUCGGGGCGAUAGAGACCCAGACGCGCACAGAGUUGCAGAAGGACCUGGCGGACCGCACCAAGACGCUCAAGAUGUGGCAGGCCAAGGCGGAGAAACGGGGCCAAAUGAAGGGCAAACUCGAGGAGCUGCGGGCCGAGAACGAGGCGCUCCGUGCGGUGGCUUCUACUCAGCACAAGGGAUCGCAGAGGGCACAAUUUGUGCCAUCCAGCCCUCGAGAAUUUCGGUCCGAACCGGAGCCCAUCGACCGCACGCUCGAGCUCGAGGUCGAGGCGCCCACGCUCGACUCACUGCUGGACCACAUGAACGCGGACUGUGACAAGCGCUCAACCACCGCUCGGACGUUCAGCUUCGGAUCUCCCUCACCUCCUCGUAACCUCACCACGACAGCGCGCUCGCUCUUAUUCGAUGACCAGCCGCGCUCGUCGACUGCGCGCACACUCUCAUUCGAUAUGGACCAGCCCAAGCCCCGCAGGUCCGGUACGGGACGACCCGAAGCGGUCCGCAGUAAUCCCGCCACGAGCAGCAAGUACUUUGGCCGCCCGUACGAAGGCGGCCCAGAGCGAUCCAAGCCCGUCCGCGCGGCUGUACGCGAGCCAUCCCAGGAAGGACUGGGCCGUGAGAAGACGCGCUCUGGAAUGCAGCUGCAGGAGCAGUUCGCCAAGAUGAGCGACAACGCACAGAAGGGGAAGCAGAGGUUGAGCGAGAUGAGAAACGGUGUGCACCUGGCUGCGCUUAGCGACCCCGCUCCGGUCCCCAGGCCACACGUGUUGGUGGACUGCUCGAGCCCGAUCCGUCCCAAGCGUCCGCUGGAGGUGAUCGAGAUCGGCUCAAGUCCCGAAAUCUCUGAACGGCGGCACGAUACAAAGCCCACGCGCCCCGACGCCAGACGGGUACAGAAGGAGCCAAGCAUACUCGAGUACCUUGGGGUCGACAGCCGCGGGCGGCAGCGGGGGGUCAUGACGGGCGCCAAGGUACGGCGACGUGCUUAG